CCUACACUUACACACACAUAGCCAUUGUUGAUAACAUGCCUAAAUCAUAAGUGUAAUCGUUAUCAGUGAUCAAAUAUAAAUUUAUUUUCGUUUUGAAUUAUUUACUAUUUGACAUAGACACAUCUGAGACCUUUGCAGUACACGGCCCAAAAUGGAUAUUGAGCGUGUAAACAUCUUUAAAGUUGCUCUAGCAAUCUACCUUGCAACAUUUGAAGCAACAUAUGCAUAUGUUGAAGUCAACGAGGGUCCUCGUGACAAAGCUGUGCUUUUUGGUCAGAAUGCUGAGUUAACAUGCCAUAUUCAUCAAGCUAGAUCGAAGCCUAACCACAUUGUUCAAUGGGUGGCCGACUCUAAAAGAACAGGAUUGGGGAAGCCUGUCUCAUAUAAUGAAAGAAUCACUGCAAAAGAUAUGCUCAAGAAGUUCUCUAUAAGUACUGCGAUACCGUAUAACCUACUCAUACAAGAUGUUGACUUUGAUGAUGCUGGAAAGUACAAGUGCAACAAUGUACGGAACGGUAAACCGAUAGGA
This is a messenger RNA of Owenia fusiformis, 529 nucleotides long. NCBI's taxonomy places the organism in Eukaryota, Metazoa, Annelida, Polychaeta, Sabellida, Oweniidae. The record is from the annotation of a GenBank genome assembly.